Messenger RNA from Somion occarium, 1200 nucleotides. Lineage: Eukaryota; Fungi; Basidiomycota; Agaricomycetes; Polyporales; Cerrenaceae. The record is from the annotation of a GenBank genome assembly.
UUGACAAGUCAUCUGAACUGUGACGGUUAGCAGUAACCAUUAAGCACUCCUACCGACUACCUUCUUCAUAUAGUGAAGUCAAUUAUGUAGUGUUUCAUUAGAAUACCAUGUUGCUGAACAACGAAAAAGAAGGUUGUGACCGCCAGUGUAUAUGUCGUAUAAACGAGCACGAAUCAGGUAUUUGGUUGAAUUGGACCAUCAGUUGACUUCUUCGAGACCAUUGAAGCUGUGGAGACGUUCUACUUCUCGCGCCAGAAGCUCAUAGCUUACCGUGGCUUCUGCACAGACUCACUUGAGAUGUUCGCAGUACAACACGGCGGGGAGACAUGGUUUCUUCUAGUAGCCGCUUUCCUACGCGGAUUGCGAAUUCGUCCAGUAUUCCAGUGCGUUUCCUAUUUCCAUUGACGUAUAUUAGACCUGUAGAUCUGGCCACCUUAACCCAAGAGCGACCUAUCCCCAGCACCCCACAUCCUGCAGCUCGUGCCAUGGUAUCAAAGAUGCCCACAACGUACAUCUGCGCCUUUCGUAAUUGUGCAUGUCGGUCUUAUGACCAGACUACCACCUCAAGCGUCACUUCCUCGGAAACGGGUUAUUCAGUUACUACCCAAAUAGGUCCAGUUCCGACGGGUCUCGUUAUUUUGGCUGCUAUUCUGCUUGCAGUCCUUUUUUUCUCGCUGGUUGCCGGAGCCUAUGGUCUAGUCCCAUACCUUGGCAGGCUUUGCGACAGACGUUCCGCUCGAUAUCGUCAUCGAAGGUCGGCGCGCCCCCAUGUAGAGAAUUUCUGGCUCGCCAACAUCCCUUCUCCAGCUAUCCCCACCACUGUAUCCGCAACAUCUGACAUUCCACCCCCGCCUUACAAUAGCAGGCACGGCGAUCCUUUGUUCAGCUCCCCUCCAUAUUUGGAGGAACCCCGUUCUCCUAUCAACACCACUUUUCCGACUGGGGCUCUGUAGCUCCUGGCAUGACACACAAUAACCGACCACUACUAACCAGGAAAUGUAUUGCUAAACGCCUUCAGGACUUGUAUCAAUAGGGACCAUCUAACUACAAUCAGCAUAGCCUUGAUUCCCUUUCAAUUUCUCCAUCCUAAAGUUUAAUCACUACCCACUGUCAUUCAAAUAGUCGCGCAGAAAACAUCGACAUGUUCUUUAGUGUCCCUCGCCCUCCUAUCAAUGCUAUGCUACAUAAUGAGUAGAUGCC